Molecule: messenger RNA, 3477 nt
Organism: Eremothecium sinecaudum
Lineage: Eukaryota; Fungi; Ascomycota; Saccharomycetes; Saccharomycetales; Saccharomycetaceae
Gene: HAP1
Product: Hap1p
Exons: 1
Coding region: 1-3477 (1158 amino acids)
Biological process (GO): DNA-templated transcription; regulation of transcription by RNA polymerase II
Cellular component (GO): nucleus
Molecular function (GO): zinc ion binding; DNA-binding transcription activator activity, RNA polymerase II-specific; RNA polymerase II cis-regulatory region sequence-specific DNA binding
Source: RefSeq, a predicted model, not a curated record
AUGCUGAGUCGUGAUAGUAGUGGCAAACGCAAAAGGAACAGAGUACCGUUAAGUUGUACUAUUUGCCGUAAAAGAAAGGUAAAAUGCGACAAAACACGCCCGAACUGCAUGCAGUGCUCGAAAACUGGCGUGGCUCACCUUUGCCACUAUAUGGGUCAAUCUUGGGCUGAAGAGCUUGAAAAGGAGAUGUCUCGAGAUUCGGAGUUAAAGCAACUCCGUGAGCGCGUUAAGUAUUUGGAAGAGUGCUUGUCGAAGACAAACUCCAAAAGGGACACCAGGAGUACCCAAAGUCCUUAUGAGACUUAUGCUGCUUUAGGGCAGCAGUCUCCGAAGCUUUCUGAGGAAAAUGGUGAGGGUGUGUACGAUAAUGAUGAGCUAGACUUAACAAGGCAAUUUGACAUGCUACAUUUAAAAAGUAAUGGAACAGUGCAUCUCGGUGCCACUCACUGGCUUGCUAUUAUGAAGGGUGAUCCUUACCUGAGACUACUCUGGGGGCAUGUGUUUACAGUGAGGGAUAGGAUGCUUGAAUGGUAUGCUCAGAAGAGAAAGAAGGCCCAGAAUAAGGGCAUGUCAAAUUCAUCAGGCAGAUGUCCUGUAGCUCAUGGAAAUACAUAUACGACUUCUUUGCCAAAGAUGGGUUGCCCCGCUGGAGCUGGGAUGAAUCCUUCUCUUAAUCAAGCUUCUCUGCCGCCGUUCCAUAAUAUCGCAGCAAAGUGUCCGGUAAUGCAUGAUAGUUUAGCCUCAGUUACACCUCGAAAAGAAGAACUUAAAAGUAUAGAUAUGAAGAUACAGAUGAACCAAAAAGAAGUUCUCCAUAAACUAGCUGCUUUAUUACCUCCUAAAUCGGUAAUUACUAAGUUUUUGGAUUGCUUCUUCAAAUACAUAUACCCCGUCAUUCCAAUCCUCGAUGAACAGUGUUUUAGAAGAGAAAUUUGCCAAAUAUUUGGAGAUGAAGAAGACGAUAAGCUUGCUAUUAAGCUUUCAAAGUUCUCUGAUUCGUCAACUUUAGGCAUUCUAGUAAUAAUUUUGAGAAUGACAUGGUUGUCUUUACCGUCAAACGCAUGCACUGUUGAACUUGGACCACAGUGUCAACAGCUUGUCGCUUCAAAAUUUAAUAUUUCUCUUCCAGCAACGAUCAAUGAUGAACCUCGACUAAUAGAUUUUGAACCUGUAGCAGAUGCUAUUACUUUAGUACGCAGGGAUUUAAUUCAUUUUGAUGAACUCAGUAGUUUUUCAAAUACUAAUGUUAACCUGGCUACUGUUCAAUUUGCUAUUUUUUACAAAAUUCUGUUAAUGUGCUUUCCGGAAGCUGUUCAGGAUAACAUCCAAUCAACUCAAAUAAUCAGUGCUAAUGACAAUGAAACACAUCAAGUUUUGUUAUCCAGCAUCGUUCAAAUGGCUUUCAGUUGUGGUCUACAUAGAGAUCCGGAUAAUUUCCCUCAACUGAAUUCUAAUCUGCUUAGUCGCCGGUUUAAUAAAGAAGCUAUGGUUAACACUGAGAGGUUAAAGCAUACUUGGAGAAAGAUUUGGUUUUUCAUUGUGUCCCUUGAUGUCCAGCAAUCUUUGUCGUUAGGUGCUCCCAGAUUGUUAAGAAAUUUAAAAGACUUUUCGGAUACUAAGCUACCUAGCUCAUCGAAAAUAGACUAUGUGAAUGAUUUAAAGGAAUUGGUGGUUGUGAAGAAUUUCACUUUGUUUUUUCAGAUAGAUUUAUGCAUAAUAUCAGUAUUAAACCACCUUCUUAAUGUUUCAAUGGCGAAGACAUUGCGAAAGUCGACCUUGGACAGUUUUAUUCUGAUACUGAAGAGAUUAAGUGAGGGCGACGGUAACAUUAACGAUGCUUUGAACGCGUUAUCUAAUAAAGGUUUGCUGUUCACUACGGAGGGCUUAGUUGACCAAUCUGAAGAAGACAUAUAUACGCUACCGACUUUAGAUGCAAUACUUCAUUCAUCUCGAGGUGGUGUUAAUGAAGAGAAACCUGGAUUACCGCAAGAUAUGGCUACCAUGGCUAUGUUUUUUUCCAAGCAUAUAACAUUGAGAAUGCUGCUAUUUCUUUUGAAUUACAUUUUAUUUACCCACUAUGAACCUUUGGGUAAUGAUGACCCUGGAAACAGAUUAUUAGCCGCAAAUUAUGCUCAGGAAGCUAUGAAUUACGCCAUGGAUGGCUACUGCAAUGCGCUACUUUUCUUUAAUACCACGAGUAAGAUUAAGGAGGGUUAUGUAUCCAUCUUUAAUUAUAUGGAAGUUUUGUUGACCCCAGUUUGUUUAGACAUAGCACAUAGGGCACUACAAUAUAUGGUUUGCUUAGUACUCCGUGCAAAAUGUGGCCCAUUAGCUGGAGCGGGUGACAUACCAAUUAUUGGCAAUGUGACGAGUAGCUCCAGUGAUGAAGAGAUCAGCGGUGACGAUAAGAACUCAAUUAAAAAAGAGAAAUCUGCAGAAUUACAAGAUAACAUUGCUACUCCAAUUAUCUUGGAUUCAAAUGAUCAACUAGCCUCAAUAUUAAUGGGUCGAAUGUGUUUGUUUCACAAAUUGACCAAAUUUUUAAUAUCAAAAUAUGCUUAUGUUGGAAGGAUGACAAAAUCUAUAGGGUUUUUUAUUACAUUGCUGAAGACUCCUAAUCAGAAAGAACAUUCAAAAUCGUCCUCUUCGGUUAAUCUUCCUCGUAUUCAUGAUUUAGGUGUUUCUUCAGGAAUGAAUGCCUUUAUUAAAAAUGUUCCGUCGUUGAUUUUAUCAGCCAAUGUUGAAUCUUUAAAAAGAUGUCCAGUUUAUCAGGAUGCCCUUGGUUCCUUUUCGAGAAAAGCUAUGGGUGAUAGGAGUGUCUCUUCUAGCAUGAUCUCUAUAAAUUCUGCAGAGUCUACUAGCUUAAAAGUAACGGCAUUACCACCGCUGAGAGCAUAUCAACCUAUAACGUACACAAGUAACGAUAUUCAUCGGACCUCUGUUGUCAGAUACGAACCAGAUCCAAAACGGCGCAAGAUAUCUGAUCCAGAUACUGAAGUACGUAAUUCAGCUCCAACGUUACCGCGUCCCACCUUUUCUUCUGCGUUUCCAGUCCCAACUCUGCCUGAUAUAAAACAACAACAUCAAUCACAGUAUUUGUCUUCAACAGCUCUUCCACCGGCCAUUUUACCGGAUGCUUAUAGUACCCCUGCGGCUGGUGAAAGUGCUAGCUCAGUGGAUUCUUAUAUCAACAAAAGUGGUACCGCUCAGGUAGCGGAUCCACUACAACCAUCCACUCAACACUCAGGAACUCCUUCAUCAAGUACCAAUUAUACACCUGAUUUUGAAGAUUUCUUGAUGGAAAACUCCAAUUUUAAUGGUUUGAUUCUAAACCCAUCAAGUAUAGCCGAAGCUGUGGGUUUUGAUUACAAUGGCAACGGAAAAGAUAACAGCUAUAUAAGUACUGAUUUAUGGCCAAUCGAUGAUGUCGGUAUAGGUGAGAUACCUCAGGGAAACGAUUUUGCAUCAUUUGUAUGA